Messenger RNA from Triticum aestivum (bread wheat), 255 nucleotides. RefSeq names its product dehydration-responsive element-binding protein 1B-like. Bases 1 to 255 code for a protein of 84 amino acids. Lineage: Eukaryota; Viridiplantae; Streptophyta; Magnoliopsida; Poales; Poaceae. The transcript has a single exon. The record is from RefSeq and is a predicted model, not a curated record.
AUGGUGGCGCACGCGCACGACGCCGCCGUGCUCGCUCUCUCCGGCCACACCGCCUGCCUCAACUUCGCCGACCCCACCUGGCGGAUGCUGCCCGUGCUCGCGGCCGGCUCCUUCAGCUUCGACAGCGCGCGGGAGAUCAAGGCCACCGUCGUGGCGCUCCAGAAGCAGCAGGCUCCGGUCGCCGUGGCUGUCCUUGCGCUCCAGCAGAAGCAGGUUCUGGUCGCCGUCGCCGUCGUGGCGCUCCAGCGGCUGUAG